Molecule: messenger RNA, 1602 nt
Organism: Heterostelium album PN500
Lineage: Eukaryota; Evosea; Eumycetozoa; Acytosteliales; Acytosteliaceae
Exons: 2
Coding region: 1-1602 (533 amino acids)
Source: RefSeq, a predicted model, not a curated record
AUGUGUGAGAUUUUGAUGAUGGGUAUUAGACAUCUCUUUAGUUUUGUCGAUUUUCUCGAGUUUAAGCAACCAGAUGGAAGCUGGAUUCGUUUAUCAAAGGACAUCAAGGAGUUGGUUGUUGAGAAGGGAUCGAUGAUCAUUUGCAACGGUGACUCUUUGUUGACUACCCAUAUCGAUGAGAAAGAAGGCAGAGGUACCAACAGUGCCUUCGAUCGUGUCAUCAAGGCAUUCGACGAGCGUGUCGAUGCAUUGGCACCCUAUUUUUCAGAGAUUAAAUUCAUUAUCAGUGGACAACCAACUCCAACCAAAAUGAUUGGUCGUUUGAAUAACAAACAAGAGGAGGAGGCAAAUGCUACCACCUCUGAGGAGAAGAAGGAAGAGUCCAGCGCUGGAAACACUACACCUCCAGUCGCUCAACAACAACAGCAAACUUCAGGACAUCAAACUAAUCAUGGAUCGGAAAAGGCGAAAUUCAUGCUUGGAAAAGUCGAUACUAUUCACACCUAUCGUUUCCGUUGCAUUGAGCCAUUCUUGAUCAAGAGAGCAGCAGAGAGAAGCGAUGUUAAGGUACACUUUGAACAAUCGGCAGUCGAAGCCGACGAGGAAAUCAUUUUCCAAUCUCAACAAUUGAAAGGAUCGGUCAAGUAUGUAUUUGGAGAUGUCGACUUCCUCUUCCACUACGACACAGCUGACAACGUUGAGCAUCCAGAGGAUACUGUCGUCGUCUAUUACAUCAAGAGACUCAAUCGUUACAAAUGGUUCAAGCGUUCCGAUCUCUUAAAGUUGUUCAUGGGUGAGAAUUUCAAGGCUGUCAGCGCACCUUUGGUCGCCGCACAAAUGAUGAGCGAAUUCACACCGGAAUAUCAUCUUCCAAAGCAGGCAGACAGCGAAACCAAGUGUCAAACAUGUGGAAGCGAUGCUGCCGGAUACACUGAGUUCAAGCGUGGCACUUCACACGAGUUCCGUGCAAAGGAUCACAGCUUUUUGAUCUGUCCAAAUAAAUAUGUCGAGUUGGCCAAUAAGCAAUUGGACGAGUUGAACGACCACCAGAAGAAGGCAUUCCACUUCUUCUCAUUGUCAAACUACCAUGAGCGUAUGGCAAUGUUGGCAGCAGGACAACGUGAAGCCAUCGCCAAAUUCUCGCUUCCCGACACCAAGUUCUCGCCAACUCCAGAGAAUGAGUUUGUCACCAAAGAGUUGCUCGACAGUCUCGUUGCCGAGAAAAUCACUCUCAGACAGGCAGCAUUGAAGUGCACAAUCGCCGAAGAGCGAUUCCAAGAUUUCGCAGAGAUCGGUGCAACCAUCAUCGAUCCACGUUUCGAAAAGCGUAGAAAGGCACUCAAGAAGGAUUUCGAUUUUAUCACAUGCUAUCGUUAUCAUCUCUACAAUAUCUGGACACACUUGAACGAACUUGGAAACACCAAGGUCAACAUUGCACGUGAGGAUCUUCUCAAUUUCAUUUUCAGUGACUCUAGAAACACCAUUCCAUCCACUGCCACUCAAAGCAACAACAAGAAGGAUGACAAGAAAUCAAAUGCAAAGGCAGCCAACGCUCAAUCUAAAUUCAAAUUCUUAUCAAUGGAAGAUGAAGAUGAUGAUUAA